UUAUAAACAAGCUGCACUUAUAUCCUACUGUUUUCGUCUUUCCAAGACUAGCCAUUGAAUUCCUUCUCCACUUGCACAAUGCAGAUUGGUAAUAUCAAGUCGUCUGAUUGGGACAGCACUGCGUCCGAAUAUGCCAAAGUCCCCCUCGAAGGGCCACUGUUGAUUCCCUGCAAGCGCAUGAUUGACGCCUUACAGAACACCCUCAGCUUUUCAUCGGCCACAACCAUCUUGGACAUUGGAUGUGGUCCCGGCACUGCGAUUAGUUUGCUGAUCGAUACCUACGGCAACAAUAUACCACCAGAAACUCGACUGGUCGCGACGGACUACUCCGCAGGCAUGGUGGCAGCGACCAGAGCUAAGAAAGACUCGAAGGUAAUAGCCGGAGGCGACGCUGCAAAUUGCUGGGGCCGACUCGAGACGCUCGUAGUGGAUGCACAGGAUCUGUCUGAAUUUCCCUCGAAUAGCGUUUCCCAUAUCAUGGGGAGCCUGGUCUACUUCAUGCUCCCGGACCCAAGGAAGGGUCUGAGAGAGGCUCAUCGGGCACUGCAAUCUGGAUGCGUCUUUGCAUGUACAAGUUGGGCAAAGGUUGAGUGGAUGGAACUUCUGGUUCAAGCGGCCCACAAGGUGCGACCCGUCGGGAAGGAUAAUACCUCAACCCAACCCAAGGGGAGCAAUAUAAUCCCGGCACAUUGGAAAGACCUUGUUGGAGUAAAGGGAGAGCUAGAAUCUGCUGGGUUCCGCGACGUGCAUACCGAGUACGUCGAGUUUAAUUGGGUUGUUGAAGACCAUAACCAGUUUGCCGAGAUGAUGUGCACAAGUUCCAACCCCGGUAGUAAGAUGGUCUUAGGUGACCUGACUGCUGAAGAGCAAGGUCAUGUUCGUGAAGAGUAUGUGAAGAUCCUCGAGGAGAAUGGGAACGUAUGCAAAGGCGUCGCGGUCCUGGGUAUUGGCAAGAAAUAGUUGAUGCACGCGCUUCUGCUUUAACUACCUUAGGUGCUUAAACCUAC
Messenger RNA from Aspergillus caelatus, 1007 nucleotides. Its product is annotated as class I SAM-dependent methyltransferase. The coding region runs from base 79 to 960 and encodes 293 amino acids. Lineage: Eukaryota; Fungi; Ascomycota; Eurotiomycetes; Eurotiales; Aspergillaceae. Gene Ontology annotation, molecular function: S-adenosylmethionine-dependent methyltransferase activity. The record is from RefSeq and is a predicted model, not a curated record. The transcript is spliced from 2 exons.